Glycine soja is the source of this 3577-nucleotide messenger RNA. RefSeq names its product pentatricopeptide repeat-containing protein At1g71210, mitochondrial-like. The transcript has 2 exons. Bases 242 to 2860 code for a protein of 872 amino acids. NCBI's taxonomy places the organism in Eukaryota, Viridiplantae, Streptophyta, Magnoliopsida, Fabales, Fabaceae. Gene Ontology annotation, molecular function: protein binding. The record is from RefSeq and is a predicted model, not a curated record.
CCUAAUUGAAACCACAAUGGGUGGGGGUGGUGUGGUGCAGUGACUCGAAUCGAAACAAAGCAGGUUAAGUUUAUUUACUGAAAGUGAGACCCCCCCUAAACCCUUAACACCCCCGAAGUAAGGAGCAGUGAAAAGUCGCAGGUAUGAAGACUUUCACGGACAUAAACACAAACACUUGGAAUGCAAUGGAACCCUGAGAGAACGAGAAGAACAUUCCAGUUCCAUUGGUCCAUUCCAAUCCAUGAUGCUCCCGCUCAAACAAGUAACCAAACACCGUCUCAGAUCCAAAUCCUUCAUCUCCACCGUUCUCAACCCGUGCUCCUCCGACCAUGCUGCAUACACUUCUCUCGCAUCAUCAUCACCCUCCCAAUCAACAUCCUCCUCCUCAGCCUCAAGCUCCUUUCUUAUCUCCCAAAACGACGUCGCCUCCUCCUUCAGGUCGUGGUUCGCGGCGGCGCGGAAGCAGCACCAGCAGCUCCCCUUCGACCCCCUCCUGAACCGCAUCCACCAAAUCCUUUCCUCCCCCGCCGGCGAAGAGGACUUCUCCGCCGCUCUCUCCGCCCUCCGCCUCCCCUUAUCGGAGAGCCUCGUCCUCCGCGUCCUCCGCCAUGGCGCCGCCCGCCGCAACAUCCUCCCCUGCCUCAAGUUCUUCGACUGGGCCGGCCACCAGCCCCACUUCCACCACACCCGCGCCACCUUCGUUGCCAUUUUCCAAAUCCUCGCCCGCGCCGACCUCAAGCCCCUCGUCCUCGACUUCCUCGACUCCUUCCGCCGGCGCAUCUUCCACCACCGCGUCCGCUUCCACGACAUCCUGGUCGUCGGCUACGCCAUUGCCGGAAAGCCCCAAAACGCCCUCCAUGCCUUCGGCCGAAUGCGCUUCGUCGGCCUAGACCUCGAUUCCUUUGCCUACCACGUCCUGUUGGACGCCCUCGUCGAGAAAAACUAUCUCAAUGCGUUUGACAUCAUCGUGAGGCAAAUUCGCUCCAGGGGCUACGAGAAUCACAUGACCAAUGUCAUUGUUGUUAAGCAUUUGUGCAAGGAGAGAAGGUUGGAGGAGGCUGAGGGUUUUCUCAAUGGUUUGAUGUGUCGUGGAGAGGAGUUAAAAGGGCCUGAAGUGAGUUUUUUGGUUGGUGCAUUGUGUGAGAGUUAUAGGUUUGAGCGUGCCUUUGAGUUGGUUAAGCAAUUUGGAAGCUCUGGGUUGGUUCCGUUGGAUCAUGCUUAUGGGGUUUGGAUAAAGGGUCUUGUCCGGGGUGGGAGGGUGGAUGAGGCAUUGGAGUUUUUCUCUCAGAAGAAGGACUCGGAAGGUUAUUUUCCCGCCACUGUUAGGUAUAAUGUUUUGAUUUGUAGGCUUUUGCGGGAGAAUCGGCUUCGCGAGGUUUAUGAUUUGUUGGUGGAUAUGAGUGAGAGCUGCAUUCCUCCUGAUGCGGUUACCAUGAAUGCUGUCUUGUGCUUCUUUUGCAAAGUGGGGAUGGCGGAUGUCGCGUUGGAGUUGUACAACUCCAGGUCUGACUUAGAGUUGUCUCCCAAUCACUUGGCUUGCAAGUAUUUGAUACUUACUUUGUGCUGGGAUGGGGGCGCUAAGGAGGCGUUCAAUGUGCUCAGAAGCACCGUUGACCGGAGUUAUUUUCCUGAUGGGCAGACGUUUUGCACCCUUGCGAGUGCUUUGUGCAGGGAGCGCAAGAUUGAUGAGAUGAAGGAGUUGUUGUAUCUUGCCGUGGGGCGGAAUAUUGUGCCUCCUACGUCGAUGUAUGACAAGUACAUAUCGGCUCUGUGCCGGGCUGGGAGAGUGGAAGAUGGUUAUUUGGUACAUGGGGAACUUAAGAGUGUUGCUGCCAAGACGUCGUAUGUUAAGAUGAUUAAGGGUUUUGUUAAGUCUGGUAGGGGAGAUACUGCUGCUCGGCUUCUUGUUGAAAUGAAUGGGAAGGGUCAUACGCCGAUUCCUCGGUUGUGUAGAUAUGUUAUUUGCAGCUUGCUUGAAAUGGACAAUUCAAGAGGGCGCUUUUUCAAUUUACUGGAGAUGCUGACCCGUUGUCAACAUUCUUGUCAGACUUACAACUUUUUCCUUGAUGGAGCUGGACAUGCUAUGAAGCCUGAGUUGGCUAGGGAAGUAUUUGAGUUGAUGCAAAGGAAUGGCAUUACGCCCAAUAUGUGUUCUCUUAUUCUUAUGAUGAAUGGUUAUUUGAUCAGUGGGAGAAUUUCUGAUGCUCUGAAUUUUUUUAAUGAUGUACAGCGCCGGGGUUUGGCAACUAAGAAGUUAUAUGUUGCCUUGAUUACUGGUCUCUGCAAGUCCAAUAAGGUAGACAUUUCACGUGAGUACUUUUUCAGAAUGUUAAGAGUUGGAUUGAAUCCAAGCCUUGAAUGCUAUGAGCUUCUUGUGCAAAAGCUUUGCUCAUUGCAAAGAUAUAGUGAAGCAAUGCAUAUCAUUAAUGUAUCUCAGAAAAUGGGACGUCCAGUAAGUUCUUUUAUUGGCAAUGUACUUCUUUAUCAUUCUUUGAUUUCACCGCAACUCUACGAUACAUGCGUUAAUUUAAGAGGAGUGGAAGAGGGGGUAUUUUCUGGUAAUUCAACACUUUGCUUGAUGAUUGGUGCAUUUUCUGGUCGUCUCAGAGUGAGCCAUUAUAUUACGGACCUGGAAAGAUUAAUCGAGAAGUGCUUUCCACCUAAUAUUUUCACCUACAAUCUGUUGCUAAAACAAGUAGCCAGGAGUGAUAUGGACAAAGCUCGUUUGUUGUUUGCUCGGAUGUGUCAAAGGGGUUAUCAACCUAAUAGUUGGACAUAUGAUAUCAUGGUACGUGGUUUCUCAAUUCAUGGGAGGAAUGAUGAGGCUAGGCGGUGGCUUAAAGAAAUGUUUCGAAACUGAUUUUAUGAAUUUUAUGAUAAAAAACAAUAGAAUAUUCAUUUAAGGAGAACUGGUCAAGGUCCAAUCAAUGCGUUAAAGAUGUAAAAUGGUUCAUCCAAUUUUGGAUUUGCAUGGUAGUAGUACUUCGUGACCAGGUGUAUGCUCGUCGUCAUCACUGCUGGCAGAAUCUAGCUGAAAACUGAAAUGGAGAACUGGUCUUGUAGAAACAAACAGAGAAGAGAGGAAAAGAUUAUGAAAGAACAAAAGAAGGGAGGAAGAAGACAAAUAAAGAAGUGGUGCAGCCAAGAGAGCCAUUAGUCCAUUACCUGAGAGGUCCUAAGAAUUCAAGCUGUGAUUAUGUAAAAGAAUAACAAUCUUUUCCGAGAAGUGUCAAAGUGGAGAGAAUGAAACUCACAAAGGAGCAUGGGCUUAGCAUGGACAGUGCAACAAAUUUAAGUUUGAACUUUAAACUGUACCGUUAGGGUUUGAAGAGUUGCAUCUUUUCUAACAUUACAUGGCAACAAUUCCUGGUUUGGAAUGUCUGUGCAUCAUAGAUUGGAGGUAUUAAUUAAGUCAGUUGAGAUGUUUGGAUGGUAUGAUUAUGAAGAAAGCUGAUAGGCAACUAGGCAACUUAUUACAGAAAAUAGGAUAAACCCCACACACAGGAAUCAGAAUCGCAGGUUCAUUACUAUCGAACUCUAGAAAACAUAAAAUAGAAUACUAAUCUAUGCAACAAAA